UGCCCGGAGGUGCCGCUGAGGCCUCGGCGGUGCCGGGUGGCGCCCAGUGGCCGGGGCCAAGAGAAGCCGCUGGGAUCCCUCAGCCGAAGUUGAAGGAACAAAAUGUGAAGUGCGGAGCCGCGUCAGCCGCUUCCUGGCGUGGGGUUGGGGAGGCCGGUAGAGGACUGUGAAAGAAAAGUUGUCCCCCAGGAUGGACUUCACCGCGCAGCCCAAGCCUGCCACUGCCCUGUGUGGCGUCGUGAGUGCGGACGGGAAGAUCGCUUACCCUCCGGGAGUAAAGGAAAUCACAGACAAGAUCACCACCGACGAGAUGAUCAAACGACUGAAGAUGGUAGUCAAGACCUUUAUGGAUAUGGAUCAGGACUCAGAAGAUGAAAAACAGCAGUAUCUCCCACUAGCCUUGCAUCUUGCAUCUGAAUUCUUCCUCAGGAACCCUAAUAAAGAUGUGCGUCUCCUUGUAGCAUGUUGUUUGGCAGACAUAUUUCGAAUCUAUGCCCCAGAAGCUCCAUAUACUUCCCACGAUAAACUUAAGGACAUAUUUUUGUUUAUUACCAGACAAUUAAAAGGUUUGGAGGAUACAAAGAGUCCGCAGUUUAAUAGAUACUUUUAUUUAUUGGAGAAUUUAGCUUGGGUUAAAUCAUAUAACAUCUGCUUUGAAUUGGAAGAUUGCAAUGAAAUUUUUAUCCAGCUUUUUAGGACUCUCUUCUCUGUGAUAAACAAUAGCCACAAUAAGAAGGUACAAAUGCAUAUGCUAGACUUGAUGAGUUCUAUCAUCAUGGAAGGUGAUGGAGUUACUCAAGAAUUAUUGGACUCCAUUCUUAUUAACCUCAUACCUGCACAUAAGAAUUUAAACAAACAGUCCUUCGACCUUGCAAAAGUCCUAUUGAAAAGGACAGUCCAGACUAUUGAGGCAUGCAUUGCCAAUUUUUUCAAUCAAGUCCUGGUGCUGGGAAGAUCGUCAGUAAGUGAUUUGUCAGAACAUGUAUUUGAUCUGAUUCAGGAACUUUUUGCUAUAGAUCCUCAUUUAUUAUUAUCUGUCAUGCCGCAGCUUGAAUUCAAAUUGAAGAGCAAUGAUGGAGAAGAACGAUUAGCUGUUGUUCGACUUCUAGCUAAAUUAUUUGGAUCUAAAGAUUCUGAUUUGGCCACACAGAAUCGACCUCUUUGGCAAUGUUUUCUUGGACGAUUUAAUGACAUUCAUGUUCCUGUGAGAUUAGAAAGUGUGAAAUUUGCCAGUCAUUGUUUAAUGAAUCACCCAGAUUUAGCAAAAGAUCUCACAGAAUAUUUGAAGGUUAGAUCACAUGAUCCAGAAGAAGCUAUUCGUCAUGAUGUCAUUGUUACUAUAAUAACAGCAGCCAAAAGAGACCUUGCCUUAGUAAAUGAUCAGCUGCUUGGAUUUGUAAGGGAAAGAACACUGGAUAAACGGUGGCGAGUAAGAAAAGAAGCUAUGAUGGGUCUGGCUCAGCUUUAUAAGAAAUACUGUCUUCAUGGUGAAGCAGGAAAGGAAGCGGCAGAGAAAGUCAGCUGGAUAAAGGACAAACUUUUACAUAUUUAUUAUCAGAACAGCAUUGAUGACAAACUAUUGGUAGAGAAAAUUUUUGCUCAGUAUCUUGUGCCCCACAAUCUGGAAACAGAAGAGAGAAUGAAAUGCUUAUAUUAUUUAUAUGCUAGUUUGGAUCCAAAUGCUGUAAAAGCUCUCAAUGAAAUGUGGAAAUGUCAGAACAUGCUUCGGAGUCAUGUACGCGAACUAUUGGAUUUGCACAAGCAGCCUACAUCAGAGGCUAACUGUUCUGCCAUGUUUGGAAAACUGAUGACCAUAGCAAAGAAUUUGCCUGAUCCUGGGAAAGCACAAGAUUUUGUGAAGAAAUUUAACCAGGUUCUUGGUGAUGAUGAGAAACUACGGUCUCAGUUGGAGUUAUUAAUCAGCCCAACCUGUUCAUGCAAACAAGCAGACGUUUGUGUGAGAGAAAUAGCUCGGAAACUUGCAAAUCCUAAGCAGCCAACAAAUCCUUUUCUAGAGAUGGUCAAAUUUCUUUUGGAAAGAAUUGCACCUGUGCACAUUGAUUCAGAAGCCAUAAGUGCACUGGUAAAAUUGAUGAAUAAAUCAAUAGAGGGAACAGCCGAUGAUGAAGAGGAGGGUGUAAGUCCAGAUACAGCUAUUCGUUCAGGACUUGAACUUCUUAAGGUUCUGUCUUUCACACAUCCUACCUCGUUCCACUCUGCAGAGACAUAUGAGUCCUUGUUACAGUGCCUAAGAAUGGAGGAUGAUAAGGUAGCAGAAGCUGCAAUACAAAUUUUUAGAAACACAGGCCACAAAAUAGAAACAGACCUUCCCCAGAUACGAUCGACCUUAAUUCCCAUUUUACAUCAAAAAGCAAAGAGGGGUACUCCACACCAAGCAAAACAGGCUGUGCACUGUAUACAUGCCAUUUUCACAAAUAAAGAAGUCCAGCUUGCACAGAUUUUUGAGCCACUCAGUAGAAGUCUGAAUGCUGAUGUACCAGAACAACUUAUAACUCCAUUAGUUUCACUGGGCCACAUUUCUAUGUUAGCACCAGAUCAGUUUGCUUCCCCAAUGAAAUCUGUAGUAGCGAAUUUUAUUGUGAAAGAUCUACUAAUGAAUGACAGGUCAACAGGUGAGAAGAAUGGAAAAUUGUGGUCUCCAGAUGAAGAGGUGUCCCCUGAAGUACUAGCAAAGGUACAGGCAAUUAAACUUCUGGUAAGGUGGCUGUUGGGUAUGAAAAACAACCAAUCUAAAUCUGCCAAUUCAACUCUUCGGUUAUUAUCGGCGAUGUUGGUUAGUGAGGGUGACCUGACAGAGCAAAAGAGGAUCAGUAAAUCUGAUAUGUCUCGCUUGCGAUUAGCUGCUGGUAGUGCCAUAAUGAAGCUUGCUCAGGAACCUUGUUACCAUGAAAUUAUUACUCCAGAACAAUUUCAACUCUGUGCACUUGUUAUUAAUGAUGAGUGUUACCAAGUAAGGCAGAUAUUUGCUCAGAAGCUGCAUAAGGCACUUGUAAAGUUACUGCUCCCAUUGGAGUACAUGGCGAUCUUUGCCUUGUGUGCCAAAGAUCCUGUGAAGGAGAGAAGAGCACAUGCACGACAGUGUUUACUAAAAAACAUCAGUAUACGCAGAGAAUACAUUAAACAGAAUCCUAUGGCUACUGAGAAAUUAUUAUCACUGUUGCCUGAAUAUGUAGUUCCAUACAUGAUUCACCUGCUAGCCCAUGAUCCAGAUUUUACAAGAUCACAAGAUGUUGAUCAGCUUCGUGAUAUCAAAGAGUGCCUGUGGUUCAUGCUUGAAGUUUUAAUGACAAAGAAUGAAAAUAAUAGCCAUGCCUUUAUGAAGAAGAUGGCAGAGAACAUCAAGCUAACCAGAGAUGCCCAGUCUCCAGAUGAAACCAAGACAAAUGAAAAACUUUAUACAGUAUGUGAUGUGGCUCUGUGUGUUAUAAAUAGUAAAAGUGCUUUGUGCAAUGCAGAUUCACCAAAGGACCCAGUCCUUCCAAUGAAAUUUUUUACACAACCUGAAAAGGACUUCUGUAAUGACAAGAGUUAUAUUUCAGAAGAGACAAGAGUGCUUCUAUUAACAGGAAAGCCAAAGCCUACUGGAGUACUAGGUGCAGUAAACAAACCUUUAUCAGCAACAGGAAGGAAACCCUAUGUUAGAACCACUGGCACUGAGACCGGAAGCAAUAUUAAUGUAAAUUCAGAGCUGAAUCCCUCAACCGGAAAUCGAUCAAGGGAACAGAGUUCAGAGGCUACAGAAACUGGAAUUAGUGAAAACGAAGAGAACCCAGUGAGAAUUAUUUCUGUUACACCUGUAAAAAAUAUUGACCCAGUAAAGAAUAAGGAAAUAAAUUCUGAUCAGGCUACCCAGGGCAAUAUCAGCAGUGACCGAGGAAAGAAAAGAACAGUAACAGCAGCUGGUGCAGAGAAUAUCCAACAAAAAACAGAUGAGAAAGUAGAUGACUCAGGGCCACCUGCCCCUUCCAAACCCAGGAGAGGACGUCGACCCAAGUCUGAAUCUCAGGGCAACGCAACCAAAAAUGAUGAUAUAAAUAAACCCAAUAGUAAGGGGAGGAAGAGAGCUGCAGUCAGUCAAGAAAGCCCUGGGGGUCUGGAAGCAGGUAAUGCCAAAGCACCCAAACUGCAAGAUGUAGCCAAAAAGGCUGGACCAGCAGAGAGACAGAUUGAUUUACAAAGGUAAAAAGGAGACUCUUUUGUAAGGGAAAAAAUGAAGGCCAAACAGAAGCAGGCUCCAGCUUCUGCAAAAACUUGGAUUCAGACUGUCCCUGCACAGAAAACGAAGUUCACUUCAGAACACACACUUUCUGCCUUGAAAACCGAAAGAAACUCUGACUUCUUUUCACAUGACCACAGUCCUAUGAUGGAAAUGUACAGAAGAAACUCGAGAGAGGCUAAAAGCAACUCUAUUCUCCCUCCCCCCAGACUUUUCCUAUGAAAAGUCAAUAAUUAAGCAAAUUGCUUAACAUUUGGUUCCAGUUCCUGCAUAUCUGGAGUUUAAACACAUAAUACACCAUUAAUUCCCAUGCUGCAGUUUUUAUUUUAAAGAAAGUAACAAGAUGUCCUUACACUGACACUGAAAAUUCAUCCCUUCUAGAGCCAUGAAUCCCCAUGUUACACAAGAAACAGAAGUCUACUGAAAUUAUUAUUUUUUUUUUUUUUUUUAAGAAGAAAAGAGAUCAAAUAUUUCUUUGUUUUUCCUUUUGGAAACUUUUAUGUAUAAUUCUUUCUGCCUGUCUACUUUUCUGCAAAAAUGAGAUGUACAGAUUUCAGUUCCCUGCUAUGAAAAGUGAUGUGGUGGCAAUUUUAUAAAUGUUGCUUUCUGAUUUUUAUCAGAGUGAGAAAAUAAUUAAAAUAAUUAUUGAUUUGCAAGUAGUAAACUUCAUAUUUUGAUUUCCCCUUCAUUUUAGUUUAAUAUAAUUUGCAAUAAAUGUACAUAUUGUUUGUUUCAUAAAGCAUAUCACUUUAAAAUGGUCUUUACUCCUAUGAUUAUGUUGGAAUAUUUGGAAUUUUAAAGGAGUAAAGACUAUCCAGCAUUUGGUUUUAAAUAAUGUUUGUCACCAGAUUUUUAUUAUUAAUGUAAAAAAAAGUCAAUUUUUUAAAAUAGUUGGACUUUGGCAGCUUUGUAAGGAAAAUUGGAGGUGUUAGGAUUACUAUCAGUUUUCAGCAUUGUGCUAUUGGGAAAUAAGUGUUUUUGUCUGCUGUUCUGGGCUCAGUUUUUAUCUUUAUUUUAGGGAUAAAUGUUGCAUCAAUAUAUUAUGUUUCUUGGCAUUGUUCAGCAUAGGGAAUGUGUGCACUUUUUGUGUACACAUAAUCAUAUUUAAGUUUUUUUGCAUAAAAUAAAUGCUUCUAGAUGUCAUAUGGCAGUCUUUUUUAAUCUUUUUAUAUUAUGCUUUAUUGUGAAUUUUUUAUGCAAAAGGGCUAAAGUCAUAAACCAAGAACGUGAUUAGAGUCAACUCUCCAUUAUCUAUAAAAUAGUGACUGGGCUUAGUUUGUGGUAAUCAUAAACUUCCAAAUAAAAUAAUGAAGGCACACUGAUUUAGGAGGACUUUGAAAUUUGUCCUUUCUGUGCUCGUAUUUAUAUUCUGCCCCCUCUGUACACUUAGACUCAUCCCCAGAGCCCUAGAAAAAUGUGCUUUUUCCUUACACAUACCUAGUGUGGGCUGGCAGAAAUAAGCAACAUUUGCAUUAUAUCUGGUCUUAAACUAUAGUCUACAUAAAAUGUAAAACAAACAAUAAUACUGUCAAAAGAAUAUAUUAAGAAUGAAAUCUGCUGGUAGUAAAUGUCACUAAUGUUCUCAUAGAUAAUGAAGAGUUGGCUAUCACUGAGUGAAAGAUGGAUAGUUCUUUUCAGUAUGCAUCAACAUACACACAUUUAGGUAUUAGAAGAUGGUUAGGGAACAAUGGAUUCCAAUGAUACAAAGUGCAUCAAAGUCUCCUGAAAGUGCAGAAAAGUCCUAUUCUUUCUUCCUUUUGUCUCUUCAUAACCCUUUAGAAAGUAUAAAAUAUUGCCUCCAACAUGCUGAAAAAGAAUAUCUAUGCAUAAGUAUCAGUAAAGUCCCUCAAGCAAUCAGCGGGUGUGUUUGAAGUUCUCUUAGUAUCAGACAACUUAAUUCUUUUUGGUUUUGUUUUGAGGUGCUGAAGAUCCAAGCAAGAGACUCACACAUUUUAGGCAAGUGCUCUAACACUGAGCUACAUCCCCAGCCCUGACACCUUGAUUCUUAGGAGCUCCAGUUUGGCAGAUGUGGUAGCACAUACCUCUGAUCUCAGCAACUGGGGAGACUGAGGCCUGAGGAUUACAUGUUCAAAGCCAGCCUCAGCAAUUCAGCAAGACCCUAUCUCGAAAUGAAAAAGAAAAAGGGCUGGGAGAUGUGGCUAAGUGGUUAAGCACUUCUGGGUUCAAUCCCUAGGAAAGAGCUCCAAUUUGUCACCAACAGGAAGUACAUUCAUGGUAAUCUAGUAAACUGGAUGCAGUGCAAUUAGUCAAACGCAGUUAAAGAGAAAGAAGGUUCCUAAGUGUCAUAUUACACAAAAUGUAGCCCAGCCAUUUGCAUCUAUUUAUGGCUCUUUAGGCUUCUACAAGAGAACAAUUAACUAUAGGUGCAGUUGUUCAUAGGUAUGUAAAUUGGCCACCCAGGGUUUUGUUAAAUGACACAAGUGUCUGGCACUAAGGGAAAGGAGAGUUAAAAAGCUAGGGACUUUAAGGGAAUUUGUCAGUUUUCCUUUGAAAAGGAAAAUGUAAAAUCUCUUAGGAAUUUGGUAUUCACAUCUCAGAGAAAUACAACACAAAAGUGCAGACUUAUAUUUGAAAAUUGAUGUUAACCCUUUGUGUCUAGUUUGAAGCUUCUUGUAUUUGUCUAAAACUACAAGCCAGAAUUUUGUAUCUCCUUUGAUAAAAAGUGUAUAAUAUAAAGUAGUUUUGCAUAUUAUUGUGCUGCACAUGGGCUGAAUUUUUAGAAUUUUUUAAAGACUUGAAGCAGAAUCUUGUAAUUUGUGUAAAUGACAAGUGUAAAAUCUUACCAUAAAAUGCUAAAAAUAUGCACUGUUUCAAAUAAAACAAAGAAAUGCAGCAUUA
Molecule: messenger RNA, 7096 nt
Organism: Marmota monax (woodchuck)
Lineage: Eukaryota; Metazoa; Chordata; Mammalia; Rodentia; Sciuridae
Gene: Pds5a
Product: PDS5 cohesin associated factor A
Exons: 33
Coding region: 191-4204 (1337 amino acids)
Biological process (GO): mitotic sister chromatid cohesion; DNA repair
Cellular component (GO): chromatin; nucleus
Source: RefSeq, a predicted model, not a curated record